Molecule: messenger RNA, 2033 nt
Organism: Trifolium pratense (red clover)
Lineage: Eukaryota; Viridiplantae; Streptophyta; Magnoliopsida; Fabales; Fabaceae
Product: pentatricopeptide repeat-containing protein At3g22670, mitochondrial
Exons: 1
Coding region: 50-1696 (548 amino acids)
Molecular function (GO): protein binding
Source: RefSeq, a predicted model, not a curated record
GAUUUUGAUACAAAUCAAACCUCGACAUCAAUCAUCAGAAUACCCCAAAAUGCUCUCCAAAUUCCGAAUCCUCCAAAACCUCACUCGCCGCACUGCCAAUGCCUCGCAUUUCUUCACCAACCAUCUCUGCACGGUGGUUAACUCACCUGAAUCACCUGAAAUCCCAUUAUGGGUCAUGUUCUCCGACAAACAAACCCCUUCCAAAACAGAAGACGAAGAUUUCGUUAUCCCUUCUCUCGCUCAUUGGGUUGAUUCCAACAUGCUUCAAACCAAACCCAAACUUUUUGUCAAGCCAACAUUGGAGGAAAGCUUGCACCUUGAAGAUGUUGAAGCAAUCAGUAAUGUUCUAAAGGAACGCCACUCUUCCCUUCAGUUAGUUGCUCAAGCACUUGAUUCUCGUGGUUUUAAGGUAUCUACCAGUUUGGUUAUGCAGAUUUUGAAGAGGUUUAGCAAUGAUUGGGUUCUGGCUUUUGGUUUUUUCAGUUGGGCAAAAACACAAACACCUUAUGUGCAUUCUCCUGAAGUCUAUAAUUUGAUGGUUGAUAUCUUGGGAAAGUCUAAGGAAUUUGAUCUUAUGUGGGAUUUGGUGAAGGAAAUGAAAGGACUUGAAGGGUAUGUGACUUUGCAUACAAUGACUAAGGUAAUGAGGAGGUUUUCAAAGUGUGGCAAGCAUGAAAAGGCCGUGAAAGCGUUUCGUAGAAUGGGUGAGUUUGGUGUCGAAAAGGACACGGUUGCAUUGAAUAAGCUCUUAGAUGCGUUGGUGAAAGGACAAAGUAUUGAACUUGCCCAUAAUGUUUUUAAUGAGUUUAAGAGUUCUGUUACAUUGAGCUCUCCUACUUUCAAUAUUUUGAUACAUGGGUGGUGUAAAGUUCGAAAAUUUGAGAAAGCCCGGGAAGUAAUGGAGGAUAGGAAGGAACAUGGGUUUGAACCUGAUGUUUUCUCGUAUAAUAAUUUCAUUGAAAGUUAUGGUCAUGACAAGGAUUUCCGUAAAGUUGAUCAAGUUUUGGAGGAGAUGAGGGAAAAUGGUUGUGCUCCUAAUGCUGUGACGUAUACUAUUCUGUUGCUUGCUUACGGAAAGGCGGGGCAAUUGAGCAAAGCUUUGGAGGCAUAUGAAACAAUGAAGAAGGAUGGCAUUUUGGCUGAUACUCCAUUUUAUAGUUCAUUGGUGUUCAUUCUUGCCAAAGCUGGUAGGUUAAAGGAUGCUUGUGAUGUGUUUGAGGAUAUGCCUAAGCAAGGGGUUGUGAGAGAUGUUAUGACAUACAAUACUAUGAUUACUGCUGCUUGUGCACACUCAAAGGAAGAGUCGGCUCUUAGGUUGCUUAAGGAAAUGGAGGAAACAUCAUGCAAGCCGGAUAUUCAGACUUACCAUCCAUUGAUCAAGAUGUGCUGCAAAAAGAAGAGAAUGAAAGUGCUCAAGUUUUUGUUGGAUCACAUGUUCAAAAAUGAUCUAAGCCUUGAUGUGGGAACUUAUACGCUUUUGGUGCAUAGUCUGUGUAAGAGUGGAAAACUUGCGGAGGCUUGCGCAUUCUUUGAGGAGAUGGUCUUGAAGGGAUUAACUCCAAUGCAGAGCACACUCAAGUUAUUGGUGGAAAAGCUCGAGUCCAAGAGCAUGUUAAAGGAGAAAGAUCGCGUUGAGGAAUUGAUGGCACACGUUCCAGGGGAACAAAAUGAUCAGUGCACUGUUGGCACAGAUUGAAGAACACUUGCUGGUUCAGGCUGGGUCAUGGUUGAAUCGUGGGUACACAAUUGGUGGAUCAAUAAUAAUAUUCAACUGUUGUAAGCCAUAGUUCAAGGCUAGACAAACAGCAAGAUUUAUUCAAGUGCAUUGCUGUGAAAUUAAGUCCUUAAACAUUUACUCAGCUAGAAAAAUCUCUCAACAAUUUUGGUUUUCUAGUGUAGUAUUAGGGUGGAUUUUUUAUCUUAAUAUAAUGUGGUUUUAUAAAUCUAGUACAAUGAGUCGGAUAAUCUAGACCUCUAAUUGUCGUUGUUCAUGCUGAUCACAUAAUGGAAACACAAUGAGACUUGCACAAAAA